Morchella importuna is the source of this 426-nucleotide messenger RNA. RefSeq lists its product as uncharacterized. The record is from RefSeq and is a predicted model, not a curated record. The transcript is spliced from 7 exons. NCBI's taxonomy places the organism in Eukaryota, Fungi, Ascomycota, Pezizomycetes, Pezizales, Morchellaceae. The coding region runs from base 1 to 426 and encodes 141 amino acids.
AUGUCCUGCGAGCAGCGAGGCAGGUACCAAAGCUUCAGGACCCUAUGCUCUAUCGACGUCGUGGGGAUUUUAGGUGCUGCGGAACGGGCCGUGGGGCGGCGAGGCAGGUACCGUAGCGCCGAGCGGACAAGCCAUGUCCUAUUCUAUCUGUUUCGAUUAAAACGGUCUCUCCGCGCUUAUCAAAACACCUUACUUAACUGGCAAACUUCCACAAUUGCAAACAUCUCCACUUUCCUAGUGUAUCCUGAGCAGGGCCUCUGGAAGAUGAAGCGGGAAUUAUCAUCAUAUCUCAGCCCUUGCAGUAACCCUAAGAAGUCUUCAGGCCCGACAGAUAGGUUUCAACCUAAGACUAGUCUUUUUGUAGCAAAGGCCGCCCUCAGAGCCAUCAUUGGCUGUGUCCCAUACAUUCAACUGUAUUCUAAUUGA